AUGGUGAAAGAAGUUGGAAGAAGAAUAAGAAAGAAGAAAGAAGGAAAAACGAAAAAUGAAAGAGGAAAAGAAGGAGUAGAGGAAGGAGAAGGACCUGAAGGGAAAGAAGGAAGCGAAGGAAACGACGGACGAGAAGGAAAAGAAAGGAGAGAUUGA
Molecule: messenger RNA, 156 nt
Organism: Haemonchus placei
Lineage: Eukaryota; Metazoa; Nematoda; Chromadorea; Rhabditida; Trichostrongylidae
Source: the annotation of a GenBank genome assembly